Messenger RNA from Melopsittacus undulatus (budgerigar), 3860 nucleotides. It is a transcript of the gene GLYR1, whose product is annotated as glyoxylate reductase 1 homolog. The transcript is spliced from 16 exons. Lineage: Eukaryota; Metazoa; Chordata; Aves; Psittaciformes; Psittaculidae. The record is from RefSeq and is a predicted model, not a curated record. Gene Ontology annotation, molecular function: NAD binding; NADP binding; oxidoreductase activity. The coding region runs from base 98 to 1759 and encodes 553 amino acids.
CCCAAUCUGUGCUGCCGCUGUCCCCCUCCGCUCCCCGCGGCGGUGUCGUGCUGUCCCGGCAAGCCUCGCGCGGCUCGGCUGGGGUUCUGUCGGUAAGAUGGCGGCCGUGGGCCUGAGGCUCGGAGACUUAGUGUGGGGGAAGCUGGGCCGGUAUCCUCCAUGGCCAGGAAAGAUUGUUAAUCCACCCAAAGAUCUGAAGAAACCUCGUGGGAAAAAGUGCUUCUUUGUGAAGUUUUUUGGAACGGAAGAUCAUGCUUGGAUCAAAGUGGAGCAGCUAAAGCCUUAUCAUCCUCACAAAGAGGAAAUGAUAAAGAUUAACAAGGGUAAGCGCUUCCAGCAAGCCGUGGAUGCUGUAGAGGAGUUUCUUAGAAAAACCAAAGGCAGGGACCAGGCAUCUUCCCAUAACUCCAGUGAAGAGAAGAAUCGGCAUAAUUCCAGUGAAGAAAGAGGCAAGCAAUCUGCUGGUGAAGAGAAACGCAAAGCCAGUUUCCCUGAAGGGAAGUUGAAGAAGGGCACAGGGGAAGGAAAAAAGAGGGUCUCUUCUGUGUCAUCAGAGAGAGGAUCAAAAUCACCCUUGAAAAGAGCCCAGGAUCAGAGCCCCCGAAAGCGGGGGCGUCCACCCAAGGAUGAGAAGGACCUCACAAUUCCAGAGUCAAGUACAGUGAAGAGAGUGAUGACUGGAACAGUGGCUGGAUUUAAAUGGCCACCAAGCGUCAGUGAGCCUGUGAAGGACAGUGAUCCACACUUCCAUCACUUCCUGCUGAGUCAGACAGAGAAGCCAGCUGUCUGCUAUCAAGCCAUUACAAAGAAGCUGAAGGUUUGUGAAGAGGAAACAGGAUCCACCUCCAUCCAGGCAGCAGACAGCACAGCAGUCAAUGGCAGUAUCACGCCUACAGACAAAAAGAUAGGAUUUCUGGGACUUGGCCUAAUGGGAAGUGGCAUUGUCUCCAACUUACUGAAGAUGGGUCACACUGUCACUGUCUGGAACCGGACUGCUGAGAAGUGUGAUUUGUUCAUCCAGGAGGGGGCACGGCUGGGAAGAACCCCCGCUGAAGUUGUCUCCACCUGUGACAUCACCUUUGCCUGUGUAUCAGAUCCAAAAGCAGCAAAGGAUCUGGUACUGGGUCCGAGUGGAGUGUUGCAGGGUAUUCGCCCAGGGAAGUGUUAUGUGGAUAUGUCCACCGUGGAUGCAGAUACAGUCACAGAGUUGGCCCAGGUGAUCGUGUCCCGGGGUGGUCGCUUUUUGGAAGCACCGGUCUCAGGAAAUCAGCAGCUAUCUAAUGAUGGGAUGCUUGUGAUCCUGGCAGCUGGUGACAGGGGUUUAUAUGAGGACUGCAGUAGCUGUUUCCAAGCGAUGGGGAAGACCUCAUUUUUUCUAGGUGAAGUAGGCAAUGCUGCCAAGAUGAUGCUGAUUGUCAACAUGGUCCAAGGCAGCUUCAUGGCAACAAUAGCAGAAGGACUGACUUUGGCUCAAGUGACUGGCCAGUCCCAACAGACCCUUCUGGAUAUCCUCAAUCAGGGACAACUUGCCAGCAUCUUCCUGGACCAGAAGUGCCAAAAUAUCUUGCAAGGAAACUUUAAACCUGAUUUCUACCUGAAAUACAUACAGAAGGAUCUUAGAUUAGCUAUUGCACUGGGUGAUUCUGUCAACCACCCAACUCCCAUGGCAGCUGCUGCCAAUGAGGUCUAUAAACGAGCAAAAGCGUUGGACCAAUCAGACAACGACAUGUCUGCAGUGUACAGAGCCUACAUCCACUAGGCUACACCGUUCUUACUGUUAAUACUAUGAUUAUUGAUUAAUAUUAUUAUGAUACUGGGUUUUAACUCUGGACCAGUCCAUCUCUGUCUUUCCAUUUACUUUUAUAUACAGACUUUGAGAUCUGCCAUGGAGGCAGCUGCUGCAGUGAGCCUUCCCCUGGUGGCAGAAGGGGGGGAGGAGGGGGCUUGGAUUGUUGCAGUCUAAUUAGAAAAAUCCAUGCCAUGCACUGACAGUGAUGGAACAGAACAGUGGCGGCUUGUUCAGAAGCUCUGAGGCAACUCUGCCAGAAAUCUGCUUCUUGGCUGCUUUUAUUUUCCUCUUUGUAUGCUUGUCCAAGAUGCUCUUUCUAAUGAUCCCUUUUCUUCUUUGCCAUGAAAUAAUGCGUGUGUUGGACUCUCUGCAUCUAGAGGACAGGUGACAUACAUCCCAUCUACCUAUGAAUAUCAGUGAAGUCCUUGGUCCCAAAUAAGGUGAGGAGCAUUCUUGUUAAUCGGCCACUGUUAGAGAGCAGAGCACCUCCCGUGGAGGAGAAUGGCAGUUCAGAAGGUAAUGGGGUUGCAUGCAACACUGUCUUGAUUCUGUUUCUUUUUAAACUUCCACCUCCCCAAAACACUGAUAAAGGAAUUCCUCGUACAGUUAAGAAGAACAGAUUACAUCCAUGUCUUCCCCUGUACAGACAGCUAUAGCUUAAGGAACACAAACGUUAAUGAAAAUGAGAGAAUGCCAGUGUUAAGUGAGCCUCCUAAAAGGCUAACAACAGCUGCUCAUCCCAAAAACGGCAUUGAAGAUCAACACGUUUGCAUAGAAAACUGCAAGAGUAACAUGUAGCCUAAAACUGUGGCAGAGAUACUCUGGGGAAGGAGCAAACCUUAGGGUUGCUCCUGGUCUUAGCUUAUGUUGUGUUGCUUCACUUGCUUUAUUCUUGUUUUUUUUUAUCCUUGUAGACAGUAAUGACAAAGGUGUCUUGGAUUACAGCAGUGUCACAAUCAGAGUGAUGAGUCCGAAAGGGGCGAAAAGAACAAUUAUAGAGCAAAGCGAUUGGGAUUCCUGAGCUGCUUCCCACACUCUCUGUCUGGCCUUUCAAUGGUCAUAUCCCUUAGCCUGUUUGCCCAUCUGGAAAGGUGGGUGAAGAUUGCCUACCUCACAGGGAUGUUUUUGUGUACUGAUUAGUGACCUUUAUACAUGUCAGAUUUUUCAUAAAUGUUCUUAGUGUUAUUACUCUGGGCAUGACACUAGUACAGUGUGAAACUUCUUCCUGUGCCUGUGACUCUAUGGCCAGAUAGUAACUUCUAGAAAGACUAGGAAAUAAAAUGGGAGGCUAAGGCUACUCACUGCUGAGCUUCUAGCUUUCUAGACUAGAAAUAUGGGACUUUAACUGCAGAUGCCAAGGUUGGAGAGCAGAGAUGCUCUCAGUGUUGCUAGUAGAGUAACCCAGAGCCUGUCUCUCAAAAAAUUCACUGAGUAUGUUUGGGUUUUUUUUCCCUUUCCUCCCCCUUCACCCUUAUUGUUCUCAGCAUUAGCCUUUUGGGAGGGUUCCUGCAUUUUAGACUUGAGAGUUAGUAAAAUACCAGUAAGAAACUUUAUUGGCCAAAAUCUCUUCAGUGGCACAGUCUCCUUUCUUGGGUUGGGAUUCUGACAGGAAAGAAAGCAAAUUCAAAUGAAACUAUGUUCCUUUAAACCUGUGAGGUCUGUCCCUCCUGCCAUCUUAUUUUUCUGGUAACUUCAUGGCUGUGUAAGGAAAUGUUCCCGUGGGUUAGGAUUUCUUACCAAUCCUGCUUUGUGCAUAUGAUUCAGGGACACCUUAUUAAGAAACAGAGAAAGUAUCAGAUACUUGUUAUGAAUCGUGACGCCUAACAUCUAAUGCUGUAAAUGUUACUUUGUUGACUGUUUCACUGCCUGUGAUCACCAUUAUUUGUGGGCUAAUAAUUGUAUUACACAUUAUGUCCUAUGGUGAACAUCUAGUAAUAGAACUGUUAGACAUCAGUUUGCCCAUUUGUCAGUGGUAUGUGUGAACAAUACUAGUUACACAUGUUUCUUAGACAGUGCAACUGUCAUCCUGCAUGUAGAUAUCCAUAUUAAAGGCACAUAUAACUACCCAGGA